UUCAGGCUUGGUGCCUUGUUCGUCUGCGCUGAUGUGAAAUGAGGAAUCUCAACUUGCUAAAGAGUUUGCGGAACUCGGAGCUGCAGGGUCCCGGCUCGGUGCAGUGUGUCUGUGUGCGGGCCGACGCCGGCACACUCCUGCUCGCUUCUCAGUGUUCCAUCAUGGAGUUUAACCCUCAAACUGGCCAGGUUGUGAACGAGGCCUUGUUGACUGCGGAUGGUUUCCUUUCGGAGGACGGCAGUGGCUUGGUGGUUGGUUUACAGGAGCUGACUGAGCUUGAGUCGGCGUGUUUGGCCACAGCAGGUGGUAACGUCCUGCUUUACAAUCUGAAUACUUAUCAGUUGGAGUGUGUUGGCAGCGUGGACAGCGGUUUGACCUCAAUGAGCUGGAGUCCUGAUGAGGAACUCGUCGUUCUUACGACUGGUGAGGAAACAAUCAUCAUGAUGACCAAAGACUUUGAGCCAAUCAGCGAGGUCAGAAUCCAGCAGGAUGAUUUCGGUGAAGGAAGGUUCAUCACAGUGGGGUGGGGGAAGAAGGAGACUCAGUUCCACGGCUCAGAGGGGAAACAGGCAGCGCAGAGGAAGAUCCUGGAGGUGCAGCCGGCUGCAUCCUGGGAUGACUGUCGGCCGCGAGUGACCUGGCGAGGUGAUGGCCAACUGUUUGCCGUGAGCGCCAUCUGUCCUCAGAGUGGAGCCAGGAAGGUGCGUGUCUGGAACAGAGAGGCUGUCCUGCAGUCCACCAGUGAGCCAGUCAACGGGCUGGAACAGGUGCUGUGCUGGAAACCCUCGGGCAGCCUGAUCGCAAGUACGCAGCGUCACCUUAACAAGCACAGCGUGGUGUUCAUGGAGAAGAAUGGACUGCUGCAUGGAGAUUUCACCCUGCCCUUCAGCAGAGACCAGAUCAAGGUGAGAGAGUUGCUGUGGAGCAGUGACUCUGCUGUUUUGGCGGUUUGGUUGGAGGACUUGACAGAAGGAGAGGACAGACAAGUUAACUCUUACAUCCAGCUAUGGACGAUGGGGAACUACCACUGGUACCUGAAGCAACAUCUGGACUUUGGCAGAUGCCCACUGAAGGCUCCAGUUUGUGUUUGCUGGGACCCUGAGCACUCUCUGCGGCUCCACGUGGUAACGUGCAGUUGGACCACCAUCACCUAUGAGUGGGGUUGGACAACGGCACGGAGCCACGGGCUGGACACCACUGACAAUGCCAGCGUGGCUGUGAUUGACGGAGAUAAAAUACUGGUGACAGCGUUCCGGCAGUGUGUGGUUCCUCCACCCAUGUGUUCAUUUGAGCUCCAGCUGACCUCGCCAGUCAACCUAGUGACCUUCCUCUGUCAGCCUCAGAAAACAAAUCAACUGGCAGCUUUCACUGCAGACGGACAGAUCUCCAUUUACAGCCAAGAUCCAGGAAAACAGACUGUUAAAACAGCAGAUGGGUUCAGGACAGUGUCACAUUCCUUGGUACUCCAAAAAACAUUCAGAGUUGCAGCUCCCCAGGAGGAACCUCUGGCUGUGCGGCAGCUACUUUGGCUGGACGACGAGCUGUUUGUGGGUCUAAGCGCUGGUCUCCUGCCAACUUCAUCCACCCUACUGAUACUACGCCCUCUUCAGGAUGUCAGCGACACACUUGCUGUCAGGUUUCGGGUGGAAGUGGUCGGUGUUGUGGUCAGUAUGGUUCACUGCUCCCAGACCAGCACUGUGGCGCUACAGCUGGAGGACGGACAGAUCAGGAAACUCCUCUGGGAUUGCACAGAGCCAUCAGUGGUGGAUUGGCUGGACUCAAGUGGCUGCAUUGUUAAUUUCCCAGUUCCCUGCAUUCAGACGGCGCUCUGCGGCAUCAGUGGACAGGAGUAUCUGCUUGGUCUGACAGACAGGUCGCACCUGUACGCCGGAGACACUGAGCUCGCCUCCAACAUUUCAUCCUUCGCUGUUUGCAACAACUUCCUUAUCACCACAACACACUCCCACACCUGCCGCUGCCUCCACCUGAGCACUCUCAGUGUCAAAGGGCUGCAGGCGGCCUUGGCUUCAGAGGGCGGUCAGAAUGAUGAGACGCUGCGGCGAGUUGAAAGAGGAUCCAGAAUCAUCACUGUGGUGCCUCAGGACACCCGAGUUAUUCUACAGAUGCCUCGUGGGAAUCUGGAGACGGUGCAUCACCGAGCGCUGGUGUUGGCUCAGCUCAGGACGUGGUUGGACGGUUUGAAGUUCAGAGAAUCCUUUGAGUGUAUGAGGAAGCUGAGGAUCAACCUGAACCUCAUUUAUGACCACAACCCAAAGGUGUUCUUGGACAACAUUGAAGUCUUCAUCACACAACUCGACUCCAUCAACGACCUCAACCUCUUCCUCACUGAGCUCCGGGAGGAGGACACGACCCGUAGCAUGUACCCCCGCCCUGAAGGCAGCCCGAUCCAGCCCCAUCCUGCCCCGCUGCAGAAGAAGGUGGACAUAGUUUGUGAUGCGUUACGAAGUGCCAUGGAGUCAUUGAAUCCAAACAAGUUCUGUUUGUCCAUUCUAACGGCUCAUGUGAAGAAGACUGUACCGGAGCUUGAGAUUGCUCUUCAGAAAGUCCACGAGCUUCGAGCAAAUCCUCCUAAGUCUCCUGACGCUGUGAGCGCAGAGGAGGCGUUGAAGUAUUUGCUCUUCCUUGUCAACAUCAACGACCUCUACGAGCACUCGCUGGGAACGUACGACUUCGACCUCGUGCUCAUGGUGGCUGAGAAGUCUCAAAAGGACCCUAAAGAGUACCUUCCUUUCUUAAACAUGCUGAAGAACCUGGAGCCGAACUACCAACGUUACACCAUCGACAAACACCUGAAACGCUACAGAAAAGCCCUGACUCACAUCAACAAGUGCGGAGAAGAACAUUUUCCUGAAGCCCUGCAGCUGGUCAAAGAGCAGAGACUUUACAGUGAAGCUCUCCGACUCUAUGCAGCAAACAGCGCUCAGUACAAGGCUCUGAGCUGUGCCUAUGCUGAGCAUCUGGUGGAGCAGCAACAGGUGGAGCAGGCUGGCCUGUUGCUAUGGCGAUGCGGAGAACUGGCUAGCGCUCUGCAAGCGUUCACCAGCAGCUCCAGUUGGAGAAAUGCCAUCUGUGUGGGGCAGCAAAUCCCGCUACCUCCUGACCAGCUGGCACUGCUAGCCAGAGACCUGGCAGAGAAGCUGAAUGAGCAGCGACGGUAUUCAGAAGCUGCUCUGCUGUUGGACCAGUAUGCCAAAGACUGUGAGGAAGCCAUCUUGGCUCUGAUCACAGGUGCGCUCUGGGAAGAAGCACUCCGAUUGAUUUACGUGCACAGCAGACACGACAUCACUGAAACGAACCUGAAGCCUGCUCUGUUGGAAGCCGUCAACACUCAGUCGUGCUUCCUGGAGUCUCAGAUGGCAGCAUUCACGCGGCACCGGAUCCGGCUGGCUGUGGUCCGAGAGCAGAAAGAGAAGGCUAGACUGGACGUGCUGGGUGAUGAUGGUCCAGACUGUCCCGAUGCUGAACUUUAUUCUGAAGCCAGCAGCUUGAUAUCCGGCACCAAAUACUCUCAGAGCAACUCCAGAAUCUCCUCGAGGUCAUCAAAGAACCGGAGGAAGGCUGAGCGUAAGAAGCUCAGCCUGAAGGAGGGCAGCCCCAUGGAAGACAGAGCACUGAUGUAUGCGAUGAGUGACAUCAUCACCACAGUGGACAAGAUGCGAGAGGAAGUGCACAGCCUGCUGAAGGCUCUGGUGCUGUUUCAGUUUGACGGACAGGCCGAGAGGCUGCAGCUGACCUACGAGGCGGCGCUGCAGAUGAUGGAGGCGGCACUUCCUGAAGUGUGGCAGGACGGCCUGCAGCGCAGCCAAGACCCGAUCACGGGUCCAAACUCGACUGCAAACAGCAUCAUGGCUUCAUUCCAGCAGCAGCGACCUGCAGCUUCACAGCAAGAUUCUGAUGUCAUAACACCACCAAAGAUGAGAAACAGCGUUAAGUGGAAGCUUGAUAUUAUUAAGUAAAUUUUCUUUUAUGGGUUUUUUGUUGUUUUAAACUGUAAAUUUGAAGGUAAUAAAGUUCUAGUUUA
Messenger RNA from Thalassophryne amazonica, 4042 nucleotides. RefSeq names its product elongator complex protein 1 (gene elp1). Gene Ontology annotation, biological process: tRNA wobble base 5-methoxycarbonylmethyl-2-thiouridinylation. Gene Ontology annotation, molecular function: protein binding; tRNA binding. NCBI's taxonomy places the organism in Eukaryota, Metazoa, Chordata, Actinopteri, Batrachoidiformes, Batrachoididae. Gene Ontology annotation, cellular component: cytosol; elongator holoenzyme complex. The record is from RefSeq and is a predicted model, not a curated record. The transcript is spliced from 35 exons. Bases 39 to 3977 code for a protein of 1312 amino acids.